This is a messenger RNA of Zophobas morio, 3865 nucleotides long. RefSeq lists its product as uncharacterized. The transcript is spliced from 6 exons. The record is from RefSeq and is a predicted model, not a curated record. Bases 521 to 3760 code for a protein of 1079 amino acids. Lineage: Eukaryota; Metazoa; Arthropoda; Insecta; Coleoptera; Tenebrionidae.
UGACAUUUGAUCCGUGGUUUUAUUUACGAUUAGCGAAUGAAGUUUUACGUAUUUAGCAUUAGCAUUGUUGCAGUCAUAGUAAGUGGGGAAUUGUGUGGUUGUAGUGUUGUUUACAUUGGUCGUUCUGUGGUAGUGUAGUUCUAUGUUCUAUGUUCUAUGUUCUAUGUUCUGUGCUGUGGUUCGGAUUCGGACAGUGGACGUUGGACGUUAAUUCGUAGAAGUAAAUUGUGUCGGAAAAUCGGAAGUGUUCGGAAUAGGGUGCUAGAUAAACAUCACAAUAAACAUCUAAACAACUAAACAUGGUUCCUAGUCCAAUUUCGCCCCUGUGAAUUCUCCCAAGUAACUGGCACUCCAUCAAUAAUUGUGAAAGCCUGUAGAAUUGCUUACAAAAGACGUAUUGUACAACUAAUCAACACGAAAAUCCAAUACACACAAAGGUCCUUUAUAACCUAGUUAGUAGCAGUUUUAGUUUGCACAGAUAAAGGAAUAAGCUGUUAAGUACCCUCACCUAUUCGUUAGAAUGUUCCGACGUAGUCAAACUGAUACUGAUGGUCAUCAUGAGAAUUCUAAUAAUUUAAAUCCUCAGAACAAUUAUAGUUGUUCCCUCAUGUCACAUUCAAAAAAUACAGUGUGUACAACUCCAAUGAGAUCAUCGUUUAGAAGAUACUUCUUGGCAGAUACUUGGCAUACACCUUCACUAGCUCAAAAAAAGAUAGACAGUGAAUUUCAUUUUAGCACUAAAAUUGAUUGUGAAAGUCCUGGCUAUUCAUCACGUGUGGUGCGAUAUAAUGAAGAACAGGGAAAACCACAACCAAGUCAUCUUUGCAAAUAUGAUAAGUUAGGAGUUUUUCCAAUUGUACACUUCUUUAAAAAAGAACUACCAUAUCUCAGAAGAAAAGGAGUCAAAGCACAAUUUUCACUUAAUUCAUUAGAAAUUUCAAAAUUAUACGCACCAGACCAUAAUCAGUUAUUGCUAGAAGAAAUGAUAAAGUCUAGUCCAGGAAGUCAAGAAACAGUUUCUAAUAACCCUGAGUCAAAUACCAAAAGUGUUCUAGAUGCUUUAAAAGAAAUCUCUGGAAAAAGAAUUCAUGCAGAUGGAGAGGAAUUUAUUUUAAAAGAAGAUGGCAAAAGGAUGUAUAUAAAUUAUGACAGCGAAAGCAAUUCUAGUAAACGUGUGAAACAAAAUUCGCAAGUUGAAGAUUUUACCCGUGCUAUUUCACCAAUUAGAACAGCUAUUUUAUUAGAUGAAUUGAUGGCAUCAUGCUCGUCAAUGGAUGAACAAAAAAAGUCAAAUAUAACGAGGCAUAGUGUUCAGACGGUGACACCUUUGAAGCCGUUUACAACAGCAGAGUAUGUGGAUGUUGAAACACAAACAAACGAAUCUCAAGUUUCCACCAACUCUACAUCGAUUGACAACACCAAAGAAGUUACUAAAGAAGUUAUAAAUCCAAGCAAAACUCGACGAGAAGUGAAAGUCAAGAAAGUUUCACCGAUCAAAAUUUUUGAUGAAACACCCUUGGAAACGAUGAGAAAAAACAGACUUACUGCUCUAAUGGGCUCAUUAACUGAGAAUAAGCUACAAAAUAAAAUCCCGUUAAGUACACAACAAAGUGAAGAUAAGUUCGUUUUGGACAAACCCCUUGUAUCUAUUCUUGUGGGAAAUACAAAGAAUCUCCGAAAAAGUGUUAAACAUGUCACUUUCGAUGUGCCUGAAGUUGUUGACUUAUCUGAUGCCGGAAAUAAUACGAAUGCAUCAAAAGACGUUUUUUUCAGAAAGACUGACAUAGAUAUAACUAGAACAUCAACAGCUAUAUGCUCACCUAUUGUCUCUGCCAGUAUCACUGAAUCAGAUUCUUCGCAAAAAAUGUCAGGAAAUUUUAUCGACAACGUAACCCCUUUGCUCAACAGCAGUAAUACGUUGGUCAAUCAUAAUCAAAAAAUUCCAAAUUCCAAAGUGAAUUUGUCUACUUCUUUGUCUUCUUCACAGGUCAUUCUUAAUAACACAGUAACGUGGCCGUUUACACAAAACCAGCAUUUAGUUUUUAUAAAUGAUACUGUGGAGAAAAAUGUGAGUGAAUGCAAUGCUGCUAAUGCUAGUGUUAUAAAUAAAGGUGUCGGCAUACAAUUGAAAAAGAAAAUGGUUGAUAAUAGUUUUACAACCGAAAUAAAUGAGACCGCAUUUCCUGCUGCAAAUACAAGUCAAACAACAGAAUUAAAGGAAACAGUUUGUACACAAACUCUAACAAUGGCAGCUCCUGUAACAUUUACUGCACCUACCACGUCCAUCAAUUCAAAAUCAACCACAUCCUGUGGUCAAGAAAAUAGUAAUAUUUUUAGUGAUACGAGCACUAACCAGUCAUUUAGUAUACCUUCAGUGGGACCAUUUUCAAUAAAUAAAUGUCAAACGGGCAGUACACAACAAGUUAUUGGUACUUCCGCAGUUUCAAUAAAUACUUUUGAACAACCUGUUAUAUCACAGACAAGUUGUACGUUCCCUACGAACUCACACAUGAAAACUUCCACGCAAACUUUCAAUACAUGCUCAGUCCCUACAAAUGAACCAACAUCAUUUGUUGGUGUUUCAAGUAGUCAGUUGACCACACCAAAUUUUGCUUCUUCAUCCUUUGGAUCCAAUAAUUCCAGCUUAAAUUUAUUUAGUACCACAGUUGUUACCAAAAGUCCUUUGACUUUUUCUGUUGCAACAACACCAAAUCAAUUAUCGUUUAACGCCCAUAAAAGUACUAGUUCAACAACUUCCGCAGUUAGUAGUUCAAGUAAGGAGUUUGAAAGUUCUAAUUCUUCAACAUCAAAAAUGUUUCCUGAAAAUAGUAACAAAACACCAACGAACAGUUUUUUUUUUAAUGAAUCCAACUGUUCUUUUUUAAAAAAAUCCGCAUGCAAUAGUGAAAGUACUACUUCUUCUAGUUAUGGGGUGGUCGGAAAUAUUAAAACUAUGUUCGGAUACACUUCACCGACAUUACUUAAUGAUACAACUUCAAAUUUUGGAAGAAGUAGUGGCAACAGAGCGGGUGUAGAUGCAUUUGAAAACGUAAUAACCACAACUAGUGCGGUCUCAGUUACAAAUAGUUUUACCACAUCCACCGACUUACCAGCUUUUGGUGCUAGUAAAAAUCCAAAUUUCACACCUAAUAAUUUUGGAAUCAAUCAGAAAUCCAAUUUUAACAGUAACUUAGGUAAUGAUUUUAAAAAUACUCCGCCGUCGUUUGGAUCUUCCUUUAACAAAACUUUUGGAGGUAAUACCAAUGUAUGUGGUUUUGCUACAAAUGCCAGUGGAGCGUUAACAAAUUUUGAUUCUAACAGAGAUUUCGGCCAAACAAACAAUGUUGGUUCAAGCUCGUCUUUUUCUGGUAUGACUUCGUCAUUUGAAAAGCCCGUUGGAGCUAACACUGGCGAAACAACUGCGUUUGAUAGUACGAACCAUACACUUGCUUCUACUAACCUUACUCAAAAUUCCCAAAGUAAUAUAUUUACUUUUGGCACAAACAACACCAAUAAAACUGCAAUUUUUUCAUUUGCCACGAACCAGGCUGUUAAGUCACCGUUUACUUUUCAAGAAGAAACCAACGUAAAUGUAUUUGGAAAUAAGAAUUUAAGUGAUAAUGCAUCAUCCGUGUUUAAUUCUUCCACAAAUUCACAAUUUAAUGUUCAACCAUCAGGGGGAAAUAUGUUCAAUAUAGGAGUUGGAAAUUCGACUCCUAGUCGAAUGAGGGCACAACAUAAGACAAAACGGAGAAAUUAAUAUUUGUCUUUAUUAUUUAAUUAUUUUUUAAACCUUUUGUUAAACUUUUAAAAUUAAAUUAUUUUUACUGUUCUUAUUCAAAAUUAAUAAAUGUAUGGAUAGAUC